Rhizoctonia solani is the source of this 2538-nucleotide messenger RNA. Its product is annotated as actin. The coding region runs from base 1 to 2538 and encodes 845 amino acids. Lineage: Eukaryota; Fungi; Basidiomycota; Agaricomycetes; Cantharellales; Ceratobasidiaceae. The transcript is spliced from 14 exons. Gene Ontology annotation, cellular component: Ino80 complex. The record is from RefSeq and is a predicted model, not a curated record. Gene Ontology annotation, biological process: double-strand break repair; regulation of DNA-templated transcription.
AUGGUUCGAAGCUCUUCAGCACCCAAACGGGAGGAGGUUCCCAUGAAAUUCACGACAUUUCAUGUGCCACCCGUAAUAAAUACCAAAAAUGUCUCAUCAACCUACCUUCGAAGCGAAAAUCAGACUAUAUGGGCCAGGAAUGUGGCUGCCAAUGCACAGCGCAAAAGGACAGCCGAGGAAGCAUUUACAGGCAAAGAAAAGGCACCACCUACUGAUGGAGCACCAGGCUCGAAGACUCUGGUGAUCCAUCCGGGGUCGCGGUGGCUCAAGAUUGGAAUGGCUGCCGACGUCUUCCCAGUGCAGGUGCCCAAUGUGAUUGCUCGCAGGCGUCGCACAGGUGUCCCACGCGAGUUAGUCUUUUCUAACGGUGUUAUCAAACCCGCAAGCGAACGUAAUGCCCCCACGAGUGAUGUGCGCGAGAAAGCCGGAGAGUACGAAAUGCCAGCCGAAUCUGAAGAAGAUCCAUUUACCGAACGCACCGCCGGCAUACGCUCAUCACUGCUCGCUCGAAUGAAGUUUUACAAACUUCAAGCACUUCCGCAUGGUUCUUCGGAUGCUGCCCGGUACAACGCUAGUGUCAAACCAACAACCAUUUCAGAACAUAACGAUGCCUCCCGCGCGGAAUGGUUGGGGACAUCACUGAAUCCUAUUGGAAACGAACAGUUUUUCGUCGGGAACAAGGCUUUGUUGCUCGGAGAACCAGCGGAGAGUUCUUUCACGUUAAAGUGGCCGCUACGAGGAAAUAGCCUCAAUACGUGUGAUUACGAUUCGGCUCAGGAAAUCAUUUCAGACAUUGAGACAAUUUGGAGCACGGCACUGCUUGAGGAACUCGAUAUUCCCCGCUCACGCUACAAGGAAUUGAAUGUGAUACUUGUGAUUCCAGACCAUUUUGAUCGGUUCUAUGUGCGAGAACUCGCAAACGUGCUCCUUGUUCAAAUGGGAUUCGCCCAAAUAUGCGUUCAGCAGGAAUCUCUGUGUGCUGCAUUUGGCGCGGGUCUCUCCACAGCCUGUGUUGUAGACAUCGGGGCAGUCAAGACAAGCAUUGCAUGCGUGGACGAAGGGCAGGUUGUACCCGAUACUCGCAUCACACUUGACUUGGGAGGUGACGACAUUACUGAGUAUUUGUAUUAUCUCCUCAAGGGAAUCAAUUUCCCGCACAAGAAUUGCCAGUUGAGCGAAACCACCGACUGGAACAUUUUGACCCGGCUAAAGAAACAAAUGUGUUCUCUUUCUGAGGUAGUUACCAGUUCCAUCCAGGUGUCAAUCGAUUUAACUCAGGCCAAAUCACAGACUGAUGUCGCACUAAACUUGUACGACUUCCAUGUACGCAAGCCCGACCAAGAUACAGAACAGCAUACAAUGCAAGUAUAUGACGAACCAGUCGUUGCCGCAAUGUGCAUAUUUGAACCCCGCAUUAUUGACUUCGAUGCCAAAAAAGCAAGACAGAAGUCGCUCUGGACCCGAGAAAACGUAGAAGACGUUCCGGACUUUUCCAGUGAUAAUUUGACACAAGCGAUGCUCAUAUCGACGCAACACCUGCUUCCCCCACAGCCUGUCCAAACCUUUCCUCCCAAACAAAGCCAGCAAGUCCCGCAGGUGGACGGAGCCCAUGAUGCAGAUGGAGAUACCGAAAUGGAUGUUCCCCUGCAAGCUGAGCCAUCGACUGAAACUUCGGAAUCCAGUAGCCGGAGCCGGAUAGGAGACGAAAAGCAUGAUAUGGAGGACGAAAAACGUGAUGACGACGAAGUCCCGACACGAACGGCCCGAUCGGAGGACGCACAGGCUGACCCAUCGGAUUUCCUGCUCAAGACGGACAGACCUCCCACCGCCACGAUUGACGAAUCCACCAGGGAAGAUAGAGCUCCGAGUGUGGAGAUCAUCCCCGAGCUCGACGCCACAGCUAAACCCCCCAAAUCCAAGUCAGUGGCGUCGAACUCUGCACCCCCACCGGUCCCGGUCCAGAUUGAUGUCCGAUGGGAAGCAAGCAAGUUGCCACUCGAUGUGGCGAUCUUUAACAGCGCCCGAGCGGCAGGAGGGGUGGAUCGAAUCAAGAAAUUCUUACAAGUGGUGAUAAUUGUAGGUGGCACAAGCAUGAUACCCGGUAUGGUACACGCAUUGGAAAGUCGUCUUCAAGCUAUCGCGUUCCCACUCGUGCCUGGAAUGGAGAAAGUUCAAGUUGUCCCAUCGCCGAAGGAUAUUGAUCCACGAGUGCUAUCCUGGAAGGGCGCCGCCGUACUGGCCAAACUUGAAGCGCUCAACGAUAUGUGGAUAACUGCGCGUGAUUGGCCUGUCCCUACAGCCGUCGGCGUCGCUCGCACCAUCGCGGUCGUUGUGCGCGACGGUGUUGCCAUGUGCGCGCCUGUGCCACCGCGGUCAUGGGAGCGAUCUUCGCUUGGUCAUCUGAUCGAUCCCUGGCGCGGGAAAGGUGGAAUGUUGUGUCCUGUUGUGCGCAAGAAAUCCCAUUUCGCGAAUUCACCGUGGGAGUUUGGGGUCACUAAAGGGGAUCUGAUAUGGGGUACCGGCCUUGGAGUUGUCUGA